Messenger RNA from Eremomyces bilateralis CBS 781.70, 6518 nucleotides. RefSeq lists its product as uncharacterized. The record is from RefSeq and is a predicted model, not a curated record. Bases 104 to 6286 code for a protein of 2060 amino acids. Lineage: Eukaryota; Fungi; Ascomycota; Dothideomycetes; Eremomycetales; Eremomycetaceae. Gene Ontology annotation, biological process: telomere maintenance. The transcript is spliced from 3 exons. Gene Ontology annotation, cellular component: nucleus.
UUUCAAUUACAAUUUCAAUCCUGAUUCAUCGUUAGCAUUUCGGUUCUCUUUCCACGGAUGGCGGGCGUUUUUAUGUUUAGUUUGACUUCAUGAGACCGGAAAAAUGGUUCAAGUCCUCUCCUCGGAUCCGUUUCGGAGGCUCUCCUCUCGUGAGCCAACUCCCCCGAGCGAGAAUGACGAGAUCAUUGAGGAGACUCUACAAUUCCUUAGUUCGGGCUUGGACAUUGACAAUGCAGUCAAGUCUUCGGUGAAGAUUCCUGCGAACGAGUCGGCCCAAGAUACCCCACCCGCUUCUUCCCCACAGGCUCAUACUCCUUCUGCAGCUGGUUCCGGUAGUGAGAGCAAGAAAAAGGUCGCUUUCUCGGGAUGGAAGAAUUACCACCAAGCCCCAGUCUAUACCACAGAUGGAACGGUUUCCACACCAUUAAAGCAACUACCUCCUUCACGAGAGAGAAGACUACUCAAAUCGAUCCUCAAGGCUCAAGGACCAGCCCCUACCGUGGACUCGCUAUCGUCUCCAAUUCCGCAACACAACAAUCAAACCUUCGGAGGUAUGCUGGACUCUAUCUCAAAGCAGUUGACCACCGAAGACAUGGACAAUCGAAACGACGCCUAUACGACUUUGCUCGCUUCUCUCCAGGCAUUCGACAAUGUCCCCGACGCCUCCUCCUUGGUCGAAAAACUUCCCCUCUUUACCAAAGCCAUCCUACAAGACAUGCAACCAUCAAGCAACCCUUCGGCAGCUUUGAACAGGCUAGAGCUCAAUGCGAUCAAGCUUCUCGCUGCAUUGCUGAGAAUACCACAAGUCGCAGAUAGCGUUGACGUUGCCUUUGGACAGGCAUUGCUCGAGGAAAUUAUCGCCGCGUUUCACAAACCCCAAGUCACCAAGCAGCGGAUUAUCGCGCGACUUCAGCUCUUAGUACAUCUCCAGAUACAACCGCAAAUGAUGAACCACGACCGAAUGCAUCGCCUUCUCUCUGGCCUUAAAGCUAUCGAUAGCUACCGGAGCAAUGGGAUACUAGGAACUCGGUUACUGGUUCUGCACCGUCUCCUAAAACAGGUCCCUGACUUGAUCAGCUCCCAUAUCCCGAAGUUUCUUCCGUACAUGUUCCAUGGCUUUCUUAGUACACACAACGAGAUCCGCGCCCGAGCAAUUGAACUUGCAGUUGCAACGGGGAGGGCACUUGGUGACCGACCCGAGAUCACCAAGGGAGUCAAAGAAGUGCUGGAGAGAAAGCCGAGCAAUGGUCAAACCUACUGCGAGUUCCUGGUCCAACGGCUUGACGUGUUGCUGAAAGAUAAACACCAGAGCCAGGACGUCCCUCAGAUAUGGGCUUCAGUGGUCUUGAUGCUACGAUCUGGCUCUCCCUCCGCUCGGAUCAAAUGGCCUUGCAUGAAGACAUGGCUACGCCUAAUCCAAAACUGCUUGAACUGCUCCGAUAUUCGAACCAAAGUGCGGGCAUAUAUGGCGUGGAACUGCCUGAUAUACACGUCACAACCGGACUUGGACACCAGUGACCAGCUUCGAGACCUGCUGCUAACACCGCUCAAGCGAAGGCUAUCAGAGAAGGAGGAUGAUAGCAACCGACGUCUACGAAGUUCCGCUCUCUACAGUUAUUGCAACUUGCUUUACUACGCUCUCAAGCCGACAGCUUCUCACGAACAGCUGGACAUUUACUGGAUGCGGUAUGUGGAGAAGGUCAUUUUCGCCAUGCCUCACGGUUCAAGAACUUCGAUUAUACAAAUCAGUCGUACUUUGAUGGCCCUGCUUGGCGGGUUCCCACACAAGUCCUGGGUGGAAGGGCGGGCCAUUAUGGACUUGGGCACCAAUUCCAUGAGUUGCAAGCCACAGGAGCUCUCUCCUCUCGAGCCCCAAUGGAUACGGACCAAUACCGGAGGGAUCCUUCAAGUUCUCGAAAGGAUCCUCAGUCCAGAUUCGUGGAAUCUGGGACAGGGCCCGGACAUUGACAACGUCUGCUCUCCGAGAGACGUCUGGUUGGCCCUCCUGACAGCGAUUUCCGACGCCGGUUCCAAGGAAAUCAAUAUGACUCGAGAAGCGAAAACGGCCUAUUCCCACAUCUUCAAUUUCCUCUUCCGGUUCUGGAAGAAUCAUAGCUCCUGCAAGUCCAAAUUGUUUAGCUCCUGCUUCAAAGAUAUCAUAACGGACAUGGCCCAGAAACUCAACCCCGUGAUAUUUGUCGAGAAGUUUCUGACACCCUGGGAUGGAUCUCUGCAGGCCCAGAACACAUACACCUGUGGGCUCUUUGAGAUUGUUGAGCUGGCAACCUCGACUCACAGCGAAAUGCUCCACGACAACACCUCCCAGAACUAUCUGGAGACGGUCCAACUAAUGGUUCAAUGUGCUCUUCCCGGUCUCCCGAACAGCCGAUCCAAACUUGACCUGCUGAGCGAGGCUCAUGGCGUUUUGUUGACUCGGUCACCAUCAAUGAGAUCUGAGUCCGGAAAGACCCUAAGAGAUUUUUUUCUGAGCGAGGUCACUGCUAUCCUGGACACAAAGAUGUCUACCCUAAAUUCGCCGACCAAACUUCAACAGCUGUUCCCCCCAUUGCUUCAAAUCUUCAAGUCCUCCUUGCGCGAGUCCACGCUGGUGCACUGGCCUUCUACUUCUGCCAUCGGGAAUCUCCAUGAUACUUGCGUCAAGGCAAUCAAGAAAUCUGCAGGACAUGCAGAAGUCGUUCGCCUUCUCACUGAGCCGCUAGCUAAGGCCAUCUUGGAGGAGCACAAGUCAGAGAUCUCUGUCGAAAGUCACCGCGAAUUCUGCAUCUCAAUGCUAGAAGCAGAGGUUCCACCCACGGUACUUGCUCCUGCAAAAUCCGGCCCCGGAAGUUGGAAAGGGAAGAAGGCAUCUCGUGGCCGCAAGCCGGCUGAAAAUUGUCCUUACAAUUACUUCUUCCUUUUGAUUGAUGGCCUGUCGCAAUCAAUGCUACGGGAAUCAACACAUGGGUCGAAGUGGAACAAAGACCUCCCGAUACGCUUCAUAUGUUCCUUGAAUGGUUUUCUGCAGCGCAUUCCCAUGGCAUACCGCAGUGGUAGCUUGAAGACCUUGCAACCCGCAGUUUGCAUAUGGAUGAAUUACUCAACACCAGUUCAGCAAGGCUCAGGGCUCAGAUCAAGUUUGAUUGCAUCGGUUCGAGAGCUUAAUGAGAUGAUGUGGCGCUGCAUCGCAACCAUUGAUAGUGGCAAGAGCCUGCUUUUGGCAGCCUUCGAGCCCUUCUUCAAGGCUAGUUUACAGUCACGAUACCGCUCCGUACUGAAUGUGUCUAUCCGUGAAUGUAAUGCGUGCUUUGGAGCGGAGACCAGCUUGAACUACCCAUCUUCUCUCCGAGAUAUCCUCGAAAAGCUUCGCUCUAUUGCCGACCUCCAGCUUCCCGGCCUGGAAGAUUCGACAUCUCAAACUCCUAUUCAUACUCAAUCAUACUUCUUUACCGAAGAAGAUGAAAAGGAGAAUGCGACGAUGCCAGUCGCUUGGCCCAAAUCUCCACUGCUACGUAGCACUCAAUCAGUCCCACUCUCUCCCUCGCGGCGGACCAAUUUCCCUGUGGACCAUACGACACAGCUUUCAUCCGUACGGAGAGAUCCAGAGCUUCGGUUCCCUACUCGCCACGAUGAUUCUCAAGUCAUGUUUACCUCGAUUGAGCCAUCGGAGAACCCUGCAGAUACACCAUUUGUUAUGGAGUCACAGCUACUCACCGAGAGACAGAAAGAAGUGCGAGACCGUCAAGCGCAGGACAAGGCAAUGUUCUCGGACCUUCGUUCAGAACUGGAGCCGUCCAGUGUUCGGAAGCCCGCUACGGAGCCGGAAUCGAAGCAGAGCAGUAAUCAAUUUCUGCAUUAUAGUCGGCAAACACGGCUCACUACGCCUCCAGUUUUGCAGUCAAGACAUUCAAGAUCUAUGGAGCAUUAUCUGAGUUCAUCUCCAACACCUGGUUCUGCAAUGAAGAGGAGAGAAGCAAUGAGGCAUCAAUCGCAUGAAGAUCCGGACUUUGAUGAGGAUAUACCAUCCUCCCCUCCAGAGGUUGAGGAUCCCGAACUUGAGAGGAUCAUGGAAGUUAUCCCUGCAGAAACGGAUGGGAACAAUCUGGAAGAGGAGGCGCAAGAGCCUGAAGCCCAUUCCACGGAUCGCAAGGCAACAGAAACUACCGAUACAAGUGACGGCUGUGAGGUCUCGAAGUUGGCUCUCGGUCUUGCCCAUAUGACCCACCAUCACGAUAGUCUGGAGCAACCCAACCCGACCGCAGAAGCAGCUAAAGAAACCAUGGGCAACACCCGCCCUGUGUCGCUAGUGGGGAUGGAACAAGCCAAGGAAACGGGCACUCAAGAGGUAGUGGAAUGCCAGGCUGAGGGGUCAACAGUCUUAUGCUCAUUUGCAUCGGGUGCUACUGCGGAGAUAUCGAUGACUGAAUCCGACCCUUCCCUUAUUACCAAACAAUCCAGCCAUGUCGAUACCCCUGGACCCGCAUCGACUAAUCUUGAAUCUCCCGCGUCGCAGCUAGCCUGGGAAGCUGCUGAAAGCUGGCGCCGAGAACUCGAAGUCGAGGAAACGAGUCUCUCCUCCAGCAUUCUCGGUCUCGGCCGACCGGCUGAUCUCAUGGCCAGCACCCAUGCCAAGGUUACGCCCACUGACAAUGGGUCCAACUUAGACGGUGGUGCCCUGGAACUCGACGAGGAUACCAGGACUCUACGCGCAGACAGCAGGAAUGGACCUUCAGAGACUUUCAUAAAAGGCAAGACGUUGGCAACAAGGCAGAAAGAGCGACAGUUGCAAACUCCACAGCAUGACGGCACCAGCGAGGUUCCAAAGUUGUCCGACACAAAUCAUGUCCAAGUACCAUGCACAGACUUGAAGAAGAAUGAUACAACGCAUGGUUGUCCGCACCCACAGCCUGUACACGGGAACAUCCAGUCCGACGAAGCAGAUGUUAGCCGUGUUGAGAACUCAUUUCCAAGUUCGGAUGGUGCUGCCAACGAUGAAGGGUCGAAUGGUCAGACCUUCAAAAGACAGGCAGAGGUGGUUGUCCAAGUUUUGUCACGAAAGCGCAAUCCGGACGACAACGUCUUUGAUAAACCCUCUGCCAAACGACAGCAUUUGGAUCAGCACACUGCCCAUCCAAUGCAAAAGCGUCCCAACACCUUUAUCAGUACUGUGGCUCACAGCAAGCCUACACUUCACUGGUUGGCUUCCAAGGGAUUUCAGCUUGCUAAGGAGCAGGGCGUUUCAGAAAAGAAAGAACUCGCAGAUGAAGGCAGCGAAGUUGUGAUACCGUCAACCGAAACGGGCUAUCUGUCGGCGGAGCCGGUUCAUAGAUCGAGCGCCAAACUGCCAUCCUCGAGAUCUGAGUCACAGGAUAUCCCGACUCGCCAACUUGCAACAAAUGGCAAGGUCAGGAAUUGGGGCAGCGCCCACAGCGAGGAGAUAGUACGUCGAGGGGAAGAAUCCAGCGCACGCCGAACUCGAUCCGCAGGUCCACUCGAUAUCGAUACCUCUUUCUAUCGGCCUGAUCGCACAAGGAUCAGUCCCAAGGCAGUCAAUGUCCCAACGGAGACCGGAGAGCCUGAUGACCUAGAACAUAAUGCGCCUCGACACAAGCGACAACGAGUGGAUCGUUCUCUUACAGAUGCCAUCUCGAAACCUCCGCCCGAUAAUGGAGUUCAACUCAAGCAAGACGAUGCAUUUUUCCUCCGUCGUUUCCCACUGACGCCGGAGAAGAAGACUGGUGCCCUUCCAAAGAACGGUUUAGGCGAUAAAGAGCGCUUAUCACCGCCGAAGUCGAAGCCGAACUCUGGCAUCAAGGGCCUUACCUCUCACGGAGAUGUGGCACCAAUAUUCCCGAAGCCAUCCCAGACGGAGACGCCAAGUCAACCGAUGCGAUCUCUAAUGCGAGCCAGCUUCGACGCCCUGAGCAGCCUCAGUCCAUUCCGCAGUUUCAGGAACUCCCAGGACCCCCAGAACUCUCAAGAUCCAGUCGACAGCAUAUCUGUGCCGACGACUCCUUCUCAGAGGGAGUCGAAAGGAAAGCGGAAGCUAGAAGAUAUGGAGCAUGAGGAGGGGGAGAACAAUACCCAAGAGGAUGUUACGGAGACUCAGCCCUUGCGGACCAUACGUACUCCGCGUAGCAUGAUGGAGAAAUUAAGAGGGGUACUGGAGGAUUGCAAGAAGCUGGCGUUCGUGGGAAAGGAGGAGAGAGAGGUUGACGAUCUCUUAUUCGAAUUGCGAAAGGAGGUGCAUGAGGCCGGACGACGAGGGAGAGACGGCGAAGGACAUUGACGACUGGCGCCAGGUUUACAGUGCUUGUAUAUGUAUGUGGUAGAUACCACCACGGAAGAACAUCACCGAUUAGUGAUGCCAGGCAAAUUGUACUCUGGCCAUUCAUAAGGCUUCAUCUCAUCAGUUCCAGGAUUCCUCGUCCCCAUCGAUGUUCGCUGGAAUGGCGUGACUGCCUGGAUAGUAUCCAUUUACUUUAAAUGUGAGAUGUUUUUUAACAGCGAGAAGAACCGCU